Messenger RNA from Rhododendron vialii, 2615 nucleotides. RefSeq names its product probable glycosyltransferase At3g07620. The record is from RefSeq and is a predicted model, not a curated record. NCBI's taxonomy places the organism in Eukaryota, Viridiplantae, Streptophyta, Magnoliopsida, Ericales, Ericaceae. The transcript has 5 exons. Gene Ontology annotation, molecular function: glycosyltransferase activity. Bases 327 to 2384 code for a protein of 685 amino acids.
UCGAACCAAUUUCACCCAAUUGGACAACAUGGCGUAUUCAGUGGACAACGGCAUGUUUGUCCGAAUCGCUGACCACCACAGCAUCCCAAUCAAGACAUAAUUAUGUAUUCAAUUUAGUCCCGAUUUUCCCACCCCACCAUAAAUAUGCCUGAGCUGUAAGAAAGGAAUUUAAGCGAGCCCGGAACCGACUCUUCGGAAAAGCUCAACGAUCCUACUCCCACAUGCAUAUUGCUAUCAGCAGCUCUGCCAAAUUAGCGAUUCCCCCGUUUUCUUUCAUUCAGAGAUAACAGAGGUCAACAGAGUUUCAUCCACUAGUUAAUCGAGAUAUGGGUCACCAAUUGAAAAUUUUAUGCCAGGUUGAAACCAGGAUACUCAUAUGGUUGAUCGGGAUGGUAUUUUCCAUUGUUCUAGUAACUCAGUACUUUGAACUCCCAUUUGGCAGUCUCAUAACAUCUAGAUUUUCUGCUGGCGAGACCCAAUUACAGGGAAUAGGAACCUUCUCAAUGAUAGAUUCAUCUACCAACCGCACUAUAUCAAGCAAUACGACAAUUUUUAAUGAUCUAAAUUCUACAGCUACAGAUACUUCCCUUAAUUUUGAUUACACAACCUUUGAAGGAGAGGACAGUGGACCCUCUAAUUUUGCACCAGAAAAAAAUGGAGGGUCACAUGAUUCUAUUGAAGUAGAUGCAGACAGGGAUCCAGAAGAUGAAUCUCCUUCAGCAGAUUUUGUGAAGGUCAAUGACAAUUCAACAGUGGACAUAUCCGUUGCAGACAAUGACUUAGCACCGGAGAAGGCUAGCGAAUCUGCAUACGGCUUCACUCCAAACAAUGCUGCUACUGAUAGUAAUUCGUCGUUAGGGAGUACUUUGGAAGAAAGUAAUUCUUUUACUGAAGAGGAAAAUGGAAGUAUAAGUGCCACUCCAGGCACCUUUUCACUUGCUUUACCCCCAAUUAUCUCGUUGCCCAACUUAAACUCUCCAAAUAAUGAGGAUAUUAAUUCACAUAGUCCCACGAGUUCUGUUCAUCCCAACACAUCUUCAGUGCACAAAGACUUAGGCAAUACAAUUCCUAAGGAUGAAAAGUCCGAGGAAUUACAUAGACAGACUGUUUUGCCAGAAAUUAGUUCUUCCAGGACUAAUGUUUCAGCUGUCAUGGAAGGCUCGGAGCCAGAAGCAGCUGUGGUGUCAAUAUAUGAGAUGAACGAUUUGUUGCUUCAUAGUCGUGCUUCAUCACUUUCACCGAAGCCACAAUGGUCUUCUGCAGUGGACCAAGACUUGCAAAAUGCAAAAGUACAGAUUGCAAAUGCACCCAUUGUAGACAAUGAUCCUGGGCUUUAUGCACCCCUCUAUCGGAAUGUUUCUAUGUUUAAAAGGAGCUACGAGUUAAUGGAGAAAAUGCUCAAGGUCUACAUCUACAAGGAGGGAGGGAGACCCAUUUUCCACCAACCAGUGCUCAAGGGAAUAUAUUCUUCCGAGGGUUGGUUCAUGAAACUCCUGGAAUCAAACAAAAACUUUGUUACUAAAGACCCAAGAAAGGCCCACCUGUUUUACUUACCUUUCAGUUCUAGAAUGCUGGAGGAGACCUUAUACGUACCUGAUUCUCACAGUCACAAGAACCUGGUACAGCAUCUCAAGAACUACCUUGAUAUGAUUGUCGCGAGAUACAGUUUCUGGAACAGAACUGCUGGAGCUGAUCAUUUUCUUGUUGCUUGCCAUGACUGGGCCCCAACUGAAACAAAGCAACACAUGGGUAACUGCCUGAGGGCUCUGUGCAAUUCAGAUAUCAAAGAAGGCUUCAGAUUUGGCAAGGACGUGUCUCUUCCAGAAACAGCCGUGAACUCACCUAAAAACCCCCUAAGACAACUCGGCGGCAAACCUCCAUCCCAACGACGCAUCUUAGCUUUCUUCGCCGGGAAUAUGCACGGUUAUCUCCGUCCUAUUUUACUACAGCACUGGCAAAACAAAGAUCCAGAGAUGAAAAUCUUUGGUCCAAUGCGCAAGAAGGUAAAGGGUAUGAACUAUGUCCAGCACAUGAAGAGGAGCAAGUACUGCAUUUGUCCAAAAGGGUAUGAAGUCAACAGUCCAAGGGUGGUGGAAGCAAUAUUCUAUGAGUGUGUUCCGGUCAUCAUAUCCGACAAUUUUGUGCCCCCAUUUUUCGAUAUUUUGAACUGGGAGUCGUUUGCUGUUUUUGUCCCUGAGAAGGAUAUUCCGAACUUGAAGAGUAAACUCCUCUCAAUCCCAGAGGAGAAAUAUUUGGAGAUGCAGAAUGGGGUUAAGAAGGUACAACAGCAUUUUCUUUGGCAUGCUAGGCCCCUGAAGUACGAUAUUUUCCAUAUGAUUCUCCACUCAAUAUGGUAUAACCGAGUUUUUCGAGUAAGACCCUGAUGGAAAAUUUGUUGAUUGUGAAAAUAGUUGGCAGCUACAUGAUUGGUUUUUUCAUUUUUGUUUUCGAGUUAGGCUAGGUACAACACAGGAAAUCUAGUAAGAAGCAGAAGUUCAUUGUCAUAUUGCCCCCCCCCUUCCCCCUCCUGAGUUCGUUGUAGUGUUUGGAAGUGUCAUUAUUUGAUGUACGUAGAUUUACAGAAAAAAGAAAGAAAAUAAAAAUUCUUUAGAGUA